GCGCACGCCGCACGUGGUAAACUGUACAUUAAAUUGCAACAACUUUAUUUAUUUAUGCAGCGAAUAUGUCGAAGUUAAUAAAACAUCUAGUCGUCGAUACGACAGCGUUUAUUAAAGCUGAGAAUCUACAAAAUAUUGCGGAAAACAUAUACACAGUCCAAGAAGUAGUUGAUGAAAUAACCAACGAUCGUCAGCGAAGAAAACUUGUUGUUCUACCAUACGACUUAAAAGUUAAAGAUGUAUUCACUGAAAGUAUCAAAUUCAUCACAGAGUUCUCGAAAAAGACAGGUGAUUAUACGAGUCUCUCUGCCACUGAUAUAAAAGUAAUGGCUCUAACUUAUCAAAUGGAAAAAGAAUUAGUUGGAAUCGAACAUUUAAAAACGGAACCAACGAUGCAGAAAACUGUAAAAGUAACUGGGUUAGCGGGUUAUAACGCUGGUACAGAUGACAAAAGCAAAAAUGAAAAAGCAGAAGAGACAACAACAAAUAUAGAGAAAUCGGACACAAUAGUCGCAGAUGCCAUUGAUGACAGUUCCAUUCCUACAAAUGAUACAGCUGAAGAAAAUAAGGAAGAUGAUGAUGAAGACAAGAAAUUGGCAGAUGAAAUUGCUGAACAAAUUAAGAAUAUGGAAUUAAGGGAUGAUAACGAGGCAGCUGAUCUCAUUGUUAAGGUAGAAGAAAGUGAUCAAGAGAGCGAGGAAUAUGAAAGCGAAAGUGAUGAUGACGAUGAUGAUGAUGGAAGUGAAUGGAUAACACCAAGCAAUCUAAAAGAGAAGAAAAAGGAAAUUGAGUUUGGUGAAUGUGAAGAAAAGAAUGUAGACGUUGCUUGUAUAACAUCAGACUUUGCCAUGCAAAAUGUUCUGAAACAAAUAGGUUUAAACGUCACAGCGGUUGACGGGAGAAUCAUCAGGUAUCUACGCACGUUUAUUUUCCGCUGUACUACUUGCUUCAAAACAACCAGUGUUAUGACUAAGCUAUUCUGUCCUAAAUGUGGUCAUGCUACUCUAAAAAAAGUAUCUGUCAGUGUUGACGAUGAUGGCAAUCAGCAUAUUCAUAUUAACGGACGUAAACCACUCACAGCUAGAGGCAAACGAUUUAGCUUACCAACACCGAGAGGUGGCCAACACUUCCAAUAUCCUAUACUCACUGAAGAUCAACAUAUACAUAAACGAUUUGCUAGCAAACUCGCUAGAAACAAGACUAACGCGUUAGAUCCUGACUAUAUUGCUGGAUUCUCACCGUUUGCAAUGAAAGACGUUAAUUCAAAAUCUGCCGUUCUAGGUGUGAGAGCCAAUAAACAAGACAUUAAAUAUUGGAUGAAGAAUUACUCCAAGGGCAAGAAGAAAUAAAACAAGCUUGUGAAAUAUACUGUUUUAUUGAAAAACAUUAUUUAUAUUGUUUAUUGUACAUACUUAAUAAAAAAUUUAAAUCUUA
Colias croceus (clouded yellow) is the source of this 1434-nucleotide messenger RNA. Its product is annotated as RNA-binding protein NOB1. Gene Ontology annotation, molecular function: RNA endonuclease activity. Lineage: Eukaryota; Metazoa; Arthropoda; Insecta; Lepidoptera; Pieridae. Gene Ontology annotation, biological process: maturation of SSU-rRNA; ribosomal small subunit biogenesis. The record is from RefSeq and is a predicted model, not a curated record. Gene Ontology annotation, cellular component: preribosome, small subunit precursor. The coding region runs from base 66 to 1349 and encodes 427 amino acids. The transcript has 2 exons.